Molecule: messenger RNA, 606 nt
Organism: Effrenium voratum
Lineage: Eukaryota; Dinophyceae; Suessiales; Symbiodiniaceae
Source: the annotation of a GenBank genome assembly
AUGACCCGUCGGGAAGUGGAAAACAUCCGGUUCUCCGCCCUGCAGCCACCGGCUGCCCACACUGAACCUGCCAACAACCAGAGCGUCUCGGCCAUCGAAGGCGCAGGGGGCGCGGUGUCGGAUCCCCACGGACUCCCCGCGGAGUUUGUGCGCGCAUUGGCCAAGUCCGCGUUCAUGACAGGAGAUGGCGAGUUCACCGAAGGCUUGUCCGAGGAGCAGCUGGACCGACUGCUGGACAAGCAUUGCGCCAGCCAGCUGGAGCAAGCGGCGUCUCUGGCCAAAGAUCCCACCGCCAACCUGAGAUGCUCUUGGGACAAGCUCCGGGCCGUGGUUCAGGAAGUCCUGGAAACUCCUCCUGAGGAGGGCGACAUCGCCGGGGUGGCCAACCGCCUCUUGUUGGUCCAGCGCCUGGAGAGAGCCGCCGAGGACGCCCACCACAUCUUGGCGGCCGCCAAGGAAGCGCAGGAGGCCUCCAGCGCCGAGAGCUCCUUGGAGGCCUUGGACACGGAGAACUCCACGGUGGACGAGGCGCGAAAUGGCGCGCGUCGCGUCGCCUGGGCGGUUUGGGCGGAGCAGAGCUGGGGCGGAUGGCGCGGGUGGAAGUAA